This is a messenger RNA of Tachysurus vachellii, 1557 nucleotides long. It is a transcript of the gene tdp2b, whose product is annotated as tyrosyl-DNA phosphodiesterase 2b. The coding region runs from base 72 to 1151 and encodes 359 amino acids. Gene Ontology annotation, biological process: double-strand break repair. Gene Ontology annotation, cellular component: cytoplasm; PML body. Lineage: Eukaryota; Metazoa; Chordata; Actinopteri; Siluriformes; Bagridae. Gene Ontology annotation, molecular function: 5'-tyrosyl-DNA phosphodiesterase activity; single-stranded DNA binding; protein binding. The transcript is spliced from 7 exons. The record is from RefSeq and is a predicted model, not a curated record.
UGUUAUUCCGCUUACACCGAGUUGAACUAGCGCGCAGCUUCAUUACUGAUUUGACAGAAAUAAACGGUGUAAUGGAGGAUUUAGAGGAAACAAGGUCUCGGCUCUGUGAGCAAUUUGCAACCGUCACCGGGUCGGACAGCCCUGUGGCUCAGUGCUACCUCGCUGAAAACAACUGGGAUUUGGAGAGAGCUCUGAACUCUUUCUUCGAAGCGGAUAUGGAGUCGGUUUUUGACGUCGAGGACAAAGAUGAGGAAAAUAAACGACCUUUGUGUAAAGAGACAGACAGAGAUGCUCCAGAGUCAGAAAGGAAGAUGAACUCAAAACUCACAGAGUGUAUCGACUUGACUGAGGACGAGCCUGCUUGCUCUAAUUCCAAAAACAGUUUGGAGGACGAAGAUGACCGCAAGCUCUCGCUCAUCUCCUGGAAUGUAGACGGAUUAGAUACGCUGAACCUCAAGGAACGAGCCAGAGGCUUGUGCUCUUAUCUGGCACUAUACACACCAGAUGUGGUAUUCCUACAAGAGCUCAUCCCUCAGUACCUUCAGUAUCUUAAGAAGCGAGCAGUCACCUACCAGAUUGUUGAAGGAAACGAAGAAGGAUACUUCACUGCCAUAAUGCUGAAAAAGUCCAGAGUAAAACUACAAAGUAGUACAAUAAUUCCUUACCCAACAACAAGGAUGAUGAGAAAUCUGUUAUGUGCCAAAGUAACAGUUUUAGGUCAGGAGCUCUGCUUGAUGACCUCACACUUGGAGAGUUGUAAAGAUCAGGCUGCAGAGAGGAUGAAACAGCUGAAGGUCGUGCUGCAGAAUGUAAAGGAGGAGCCAGAUAACAUGACAGUCAUAUUUGGAGGGGACACCAAUCUUCGAGACUCUGAGGUAGCACAAGUGGGUGGUCUGCCUCCUGGUGUGAUUGAUGUGUGGGAGGAGCUCGGCAAACAGGAGCACUGCAGAUACACAUGGGACACUAAAAUAAACAACAACAAAAGCGUGUCAUAUAUAAGCAGGUGUCGCUUUGACCGUAUCUACCUGAGACCUGCCAAAACAGGGGCUAAAGUGAGUCCAGACCACAUGGUGCUGGUCGGAAUGGAGAAGCUGGACUGUGGUUACUACACCAGCGACCACUGGGGAAUCUACUGCAGUUUUACCAGUUAAGCUUGGAGUGUAUGAUUCUAUCCACUCACAGUUUAGGAACAAGUGUACAUAUGCUUGAGAUUAUGAGCAAGAAGACAGAAUGGAUUAUGAUUUUCCAGUCAGUUUGCGCCGAAGCUAAUGCAUGAGGGUUUAAUUCCAGUCUGACUGCUCGAUUUUAUCUGCUUUUGUACCAAAAUAGACCAUUUUAAAUGUCUAUACACCUGUUCAAAAUAAAACAUCUGACCAACAUUAGUACUUGGUCCAGUUUAGCAGUCACACUACCUCUUUUAACUAGUUUAUAUAUUUUACUUGAUUCGAAGCCUAAUGAUGGGAACAAUGAUGGGAACAUCAGUAUAAAAUCAGUUAUACAUGUACUUGUUAACAUGUUUUAUUUUUGUGUAUAUGUUUGAAUAAACAAUAAACUGAA